Messenger RNA from Spodoptera litura, 403 nucleotides. NCBI's taxonomy places the organism in Eukaryota, Metazoa, Arthropoda, Insecta, Lepidoptera, Noctuidae. The record is from RefSeq and is a predicted model, not a curated record.
AUGGUGCCGAUUCAUGGCGACGACGACUACUACGCUGGAUGCCGACGCCGAUUUUAUUACCAGCAGCCAGAGUUCAUAAACAACGACGAUCUGCAACAAGUCCUAGACGCACUCGCGCUGUAUAGAGGAAGACCCUCGCAGUAUGACCCACCGCCGCCAUACCCUGGCCCGGCGCCAUCAAACGAUGUUCCACCGCCGCCAUCCCCUGGCCCGGCGACAUCAAACGAUGUUCCACCGCCCCCAUAUCCAGGCCUGGCGCCAUCAAACGAUGCUCCACCACCGCCAUACUGGACAGUGACCGGACGACGGCUGCCAUACUACGAGCCCCCGCCACCGUACUACGAGACGCCACCGGCACCACGUCUGGCACCAGCACCCGUGCGGUAUGAGGCAUCGCCCCCGU